Messenger RNA from Gallus gallus (chicken), 1842 nucleotides. It is a transcript of the gene TMEM154, whose product is annotated as transmembrane protein 154. The transcript has 6 exons. The record is from RefSeq and is a predicted model, not a curated record. Bases 9 to 593 code for a protein of 194 amino acids. NCBI's taxonomy places the organism in Eukaryota, Metazoa, Chordata, Aves, Galliformes, Phasianidae.
GAGGCAGCAUGUGGGCGCCCGGCUGGGUGCCUCUGCUCAGCGCCCUGCUCCUGGUCCGGCAGGGCACAGCCCAAGGCGGCUCUGAGAACAACGAGGAUGGCUCAGGAUAUGGAACAUCAGCAUUACCCACUGCUACAGUGCCACCUCCCUCUGCACCUCCCACAUCCCCUACCUCUGUGAGCAGCCCCCAGCCAGUGCUGGUCACUGCAGGGCCCACUGAAGGCAGCCUGGAAAUAGACAGUACACCCAGCCCUGAACUGAGCGACACGAGCAGUAACGGGAGCCUAGAGACGGAAGAGCCAUCUGUCCUAGUGUAUGCUGUGCCUGCAGUGGUGCUGGCCCUGCUGAUCUUGCUGGUCAUCAUUUUUAUAAUGGUCCAUAACCGGAAAAAGUCUAAGCAAGAUGAGCUGGGGAGUGAAAAUGUGAAAAGCCCUAUUUUCGAAGAGGACACACCCUCUGUUAUGGAGAUAGAAAUGGAAGAGCUCGAUAAGUGGAUGAACAGCAUGAACAAAAAUGCUGAUUGUGAAUGUUUACCUACUGUAAGGGAAGAGGAAAAAGAAUCAGUGGCCAAUCCGAGUGAUGGUGAAUCAUGAAGCUACAGCAGCAGAGAACUCCUCAGAAGGAACAGCACGCAAGCUAACAGAACCCAGAUUGUGGACCAACUGGAUUCAAACACAAUUCACCACAAAAGACUGGAGAAGCAAAUGCUUUUGUUGUGUCCUUCUACUUACAAUCUUCAGAAGAGAAAUAUAAUCAAUUGGAAAAAUAAAGGAAGAGUGCUACAGUGAGAUUAAGGAGCUGACUUCAUUCCUAAUGCAGCAAGAUUCAGCACUAGUCAAGAGAAGCUUCCUUUCCCCUGAAGUUGUGAAAAGCUGUCCUUGCUUCCAUGCAGCUCUCCUCUCCAGUUCUGCAUAGUGCAGCCAGUAAAAAUGCAUACAUUCCAAGUAUAGCAGGCCGUUUUGUUCCUGCUUUGUUUUAUAUACAUACAUGAGCAGUACCCACAAUCCUGGAUUGCACUGGUUUAAGUGGGUUUGAUUCAGGCUGCUGAUACUCACACUGUGCUCAUCUUUCAAUUUGCUUUUUGGUAAUAGUGCACAGAUUUGCACAGGACUUCUGCUAGUGCAGUACAAGAGCAGGACUGACUGACAGCAGCUGGAAAGCCCUCCCAAAGAAUCCACCAGGAAGCAGCCUGAAGCUCAGCAAGUUUUGGUCUUCAAAUUAAGGACACUGCAAAUGUAAAAGAAGACUGAGGCUGUCUGACAGUUAACCACAGAUGAGCACCAUGCUAAGUCUCACCACCCAGCCCUUCACCCCAUGCUGUGCAGCUCAUCAAUGUCAGCCUGCUACAGACACACUCAGCUUGAAAACGCUUCUUUUCAUCAAAACAGGCUGCAAAAUUGAACAAUUCAUUACUAUACCAAACACAUUUGGUAGAUAAGCUUAUUAUUCCUAACCAAGGUCCAAGGUUUUCAGGUGCAAUAAAGUUUCAGCUUUGGAUUUUUGAAUAUUGAACUUGGAACACCUGGAAGACAUUGGCUUCUUAACAUAACUGCCCUCCUUCCUUCGGAGACACUGGAAAGUCAGGCUGCUGAGAUGCCUCGGGUUUGGAAGAUAAAUACAGCAUCACACCCAUCGAUUUUAGGCAGCAUGUCUCUCCUGGAUGUGAUUUAAAUACGUAACAGACACCUGAUUGGAUACUGGUCUAUGCAAAGCUUCCCCCCACCGUAUUUAAAACUUGCAUCUCACCAUACUUUAGAUCCUGCCCUAUCAUGUUCUACUUGUCAUCAUAUUGUAUUUAAAUAUUCUUCUCACUCAAUAGAUGUUUUAUACGAUCAGUUUUAA